Messenger RNA from Cuscuta europaea, 8712 nucleotides. The record is from the annotation of a GenBank genome assembly. NCBI's taxonomy places the organism in Eukaryota, Viridiplantae, Streptophyta, Magnoliopsida, Solanales, Convolvulaceae.
UGGACCGAUGCACUUAGUCAAACCAAGCAUUUCAUUAAAAUAAUGGUAAUUUUAUCACUGGAGCUUCCUCGCUCGACACUAUUUAAUUUGGGAACAUUUUAUCCCUACUAAAUAAUGGUGAUUCGACUAAUUACACUUAAUACUUUAAUGUAUUAGCACUCGAUGCCUAGCAAGACUUCAUCGUAUAAAAACACAUCGCCGGAGUGAUACCCUAUGGAUGCACUCCGAUCGCUCUAUUACCCCGAUCGUGGGUUGGUCGGUCGGCCCACUAAAUCAAUCAUUUAAUAUAAAAUGUUGAUGAUCUUGUCACUAGGGCUUAGAAUUAUUAAAUUCGGGAUAUUUUAAUCCCUGCUAAAUAAUGAUGAAACAAUCAAACGCAACAACAAUACCAUUUUUCCAUUCCUUUCUCUCUUUUUUUCCUUUUUGAAAUAGAUCAGCAAGAGAGAAAAUGAUGGUACUUAGCUCGAAUAGGCUGGCUUACAGCUGCCAAGCCAAUUUGUUGGCCUGGAGACUUUAAUUGGCCGAUGGUGAUCCAGCCCAGCAGUUGAUCAAGUAGCUGCAAUCCUACGGAUUAGGCAGCCCAUCAAUCCGAUGACAUCCUAACUUGGCCCAUGCCGCUGCUCCAUCACUCACAAGUUGUCGCCCCUUAACUGAAGGCCCGUGUCAAAGCUUUUUUUCACAAUUGGGAGGUCCAACACUGUAAUCACAAGCUGCCGCCCACAAAUGACCCGUACGGGAAUCUGCUUCGGGAGAGGCAUAUGACCCGUUCGGUAUUCUGCUUCGAAUCUGCUUCCUUCCUGAUUCAUACUUCAAUUCUACGGAGGAGGUGAUUGCCUGUUCUCCCAGUUGAAAGCAAGCCGACAGCCCACCUUGACUACCGCAGGGCAAGACAUGGGUACUGAGCGAGAGGAUGCCGGACGGGCGGAAGGCGGGAGGCUGGUCGGUGUAACGAAGGUCGGUCUGGUGCCGGCCUGGUGGUCGGUUUGUCCCGUACGGGAACUUGCUCUGGUUAUCCCAGGCCAUCAACCGCCGAUCUGGGAGAUUCUGUAUGAGAUCGAGCGGCUUCUUCUGGCUGUCAGACCUUGGACCGAACAAUGCGCAUCAAUUUCCCCGGUAAGGGUUUUGUCGGACAAUUGAGCUUGAUACUCUGUUACUUUAGGUCAGACUACCCGAACGGUGUUCUGCGGGCCGAAACGGCGUUUGAAAUAGAAACCCAAGGCGUCCUGAGCUGGUUUGGUGUGCCAGUACUAAGCACGGAUGUGGCCGGCUCGCGAUCAGCAUGCCUAGAGGUUGCCCUUUCGGAACCAAUAUGAGGUAUGUAUACCCUGCCUUCUCGGACCCUCCUCAGUGUACAGUAUCCCGUUAUGGGGGAGGAUUAUUGGGAUCCUCUGACACUAGCGAUGCUAAACCAUGUUCCCAAAAUUUUUACCUGCUCGGGAAAAGCAAGGGUGCGGGUAGCCUGGUGUAAUUGUGUGUUCAUCCGAAGUUACCCUGUCUGCCAGUUCUAAAUUUGGGACAUCCUUCUAGUUAUUAUGGUAUUGAAGUUCUCGUUCAGGUUGGGUAUCCCUUGGUGAGUCAGGAAAAGGUGUGGAACGGUGAUGGAUUGAACAGUGGGGUCGAACGACCUACUAUUAGGCAGUUUGGUGUAUUCCUUCCCCCGUUUGACGAUGUCGUGCCAGAUCGGGAAUUGGUUCCAUCAAAGGCCAAAACUCUGUGGUCGGAUAUCGUUCUUCCUAAAUCGUUCUGUCCUGUUCUGGAAUUUUUUACUAGUCAAGGACCUUGGUUGUGCCCUUUGUUUUGAGAAUGUCUCCUUGUGGCUUCUUAUGAAUCCCUUAUCAUCCGGGCAUGAUAGAUUUUCCUGUUGGAGUCCCCUUGAUCCCGAGCAGGAGUAUGGUUCUGCCACUCCCCUAUUCACAGGCCUUUUCAUCAGGCCGUUAAGAAUUUAAGGGGUACCUACUGGUGGGCAGGCCAUUUCAGUUGCUAAGUAAGGAUUAUGUCAAGCAAAUCCAAGUUGUUCGAGCUUAGCUAUGUUGAACCGGCGUUCAUGGAGUUCCCGUUCGGGAAGCAGGCCCUGUUAUUUUACUUUUGGAUAAGGAUGAAUCUGUCACGUCACUGUGUUGUCAGGCCUCCAUGUGACUAGGAAGUAAUCCGUCCCUAUUCUUACUGCAAGCUAGUGGGGACACGGCCCCACCCACCAUUUUCUUGAAUCAUUAGUGUCUUAGAAAACAAUAAUUCUUUUUAGUCUCCUCCUUCGGCGCUGGCGUUUACUUCAGGACAUGGGGGCAGCCACCUGAAUGAUGAGCAAGCUACUGGAGUCCUGGCCUUCUACCGUUCUUCUCCUGUUCUUGUGUUUUUCCAGAAACAAUUUUCUCUCAUUUUCUUCGUGGAAUCAGUAGCCUUUAUCAAAUCAUUUGUAGACUCAAGAACACGUGUAGCUUUUUGAACUUUUCCCACAGACGGCGCCAAUGUUGAGUUUUAGUCUCGUAGAUCCGAAAGUCCAACAUAACUUCGGAUAUUCAGGAUCUUAGAUUCGGUAUAAAAAUGAAUAAAUAUAUAAAAGUGUAUAAACUAGCUAUUUUUACGUGGAAACCCGGAAAUGGAGAAAACCACGGGACUUUUUAGGCUAACGUCCAAACCCGCUCUUUCUCAUUGUUCUGCUCUCCUCACCAAUUACAUAAUACAAAUACCUUGGAGCUUCCAUUGAUGGAGCUUGAAAUCAACUAAUCUAAAGGGGAUGGGGAGGAAACAUUGUCCCCAGAGAGAAGAGGAAAAAGAUCCCCUUUAAAGAAAAGUCCUCCUCCUAUUUAUAGGAAGGAGGGAAAAGCCCUCCCACACUAAUGGGCCGAAAAGGCCUUAUUGGGCCUAAACAAUUCGUAUUCGGGCCGGUUAGGCCGAAACGGGCCGGGUAGGCCUAAAUGGGCCUUGCUGACCGGGCUUCAUACCGGGUGAUGACUAAGGCCUCUGAACAGUAGUGGGCCGGGAUAAUAUUCCCCAACAAGGCUUUUAAAUUUUAGAACUUGAAUACACUUAAGAAAAAAUUUAAACACAAAAACCCUCCACCAACUGUAUCUUUAGAUUUAUUUUUUAUAUUUUAUAUGCAAUAUUGGUGUUAUAUGAAAGAUGAUUUAUUAUAUAUAUAUUGUGCGCAAAUGAUUUUUUCAUUUAUAAAUUAAAUAAUUAGAGAAAUUUUUUAAAAAGAGAGUUUUUUUAUUUGGGUAAAAUAUUAUUGAUUUGCUAGCUUUUAGUUGCUAGCUUCAUAACCUUCAUUCCAUGUUCCGCCGAUUAAGAGAAAGUAAGCAAAUGAUUUGGCGGCUUUGUUAACCAGAGUUCAUUCCAAUAAUAUGUUGAGAAAUACUUUUAACUUGAUCCCAAUUUCAUAAAUAAUUUUUGUUUAACAUUAUUCUAGAAAAAACUCUUUAAAUCCCAUAGUGAUUAUUUACGUAAAAGUAUCACACUUUAAAAAAUAUGACAUUAUAUUUAAGUUGUUACUAAGACCUAAAUAAGAGAUCUACACUGCAUUGUUAAUCAACAUUCAAUUUAUUACUCCGUAUAUGAAUAGUUAUACGCCACAAUCAAAUUUCUAAAAAUCUCAAGUUUGAAGUGUAAAUUGUACAUAUCGAUCACACAUAGAGAGCCCAUUUGGUAACAUUGAAAUCGACUGAAUCGGCUGUUUCUGCUGAUAUUUAUGAAGUUCUGGUUGAAGUGGUUGUAUUGGCUGAUUCUGCUGAUUUAUGAAAAAAUUAUACAUAUAAUAUAUUUUAUUAAUAAAAUAAAGAAAAAUAUAUAUUAAAACAUAGCUAAAAUGAUCUUCUACAGUAACUUCUGUCAAUACAGUCAGAAAAGUAACUCCAACCUUACCUUUUCUUAUUAUUACACAAUUCAGCGCGCGAAAUGAAAAGUCACGUGUUUGGUGAAAAAGUUGGCUGAUAAGCCCGAUAAGCCAAAAAACAGGCUCACCAAACGAGCUCAGAGUAUAUUUUUUGUAAACAAAAAAUUUCAUCCAUAAAUUAUAUGAUAAUACAUGUGUUCUAAUAUGAAGUAAUUGUUUAUGAUAAUAAACUCUUCCACAAUUUUCAAAUUUCAUUCUCGUGUGCAUCACACAGGUAGAAUACUAGUUAAGUAUAAAGGAUUAUAUUAAACAUAAUAGAGUUUAUUAGAUAAUAUUAUAAAAUGGUUAGGUCCAGGUGGUCAUUUUUUCAAAUUUUAAGUCCCGUUCGGUUCCUAAGUUUAUAAAGACCCGUCCCGCUCGAACCGUUUGCCUUUUCCAAAACUAGAACCCGACCCUAACGCGCUUCGAAUUUGUAUUACCCCGCCUGACAAGCGGAUGCUGUACACGUUUGCCCAUCCCUACCUGACCCACCCCUAAUUUCAAUUUGUUUAAAUUAUUAAGGUAAAAAAAUGGUGUAAAACAUUUUCUACAAACAACUCAAGUGUAAUCCCUGAAAUUGUAAUCUACAAAAGUAAUGUUAAUACAUAUGUAGUACUACGUAUUUUCUAUGAACAUUAUGCGUGCUUCUUUAAAAAUGUUAGUCCCACCGUUUCAUUAGAUUUCACUAAAUUUUAGAUUUGUGAAAUAUAAAAACUAAAAUUAAUUCCUUUAGUGUUGAAAUUUUUCAUGAGGCAACUAACAAAAGAUAUUUGACCAAACUUAAUAAUAUUCUUAUUUUUAAAAAUUUUAAAAAUUGUAUCCUUAAGUUUGUUCCGUUUUACCUUUUUUCGUGCGUCCCAUUAAAUUGGUUUUGUACCAUAUUUGUUAAUAUUUGGAUGAUUAUAUAUCAACCACACAAUUCCACUUUCUAUGAAAUCUUGUGCCACUGUGCCACACCUUCUUGUCACAAACACAGUAGGAUAGCAGUACAUAUACCAUAGGAGCGGCCCACCAUAGGCAUCCUACUCCCGCGGCUAAAUGACGCGGUUUUCAUUUAAAAAAACGCGCAAGCACGCUAACCAACGGCAACUCCCUCUCUCUCCCACCUUUUCUCUCCAGGCUUUAUUCUCGACUGCACUACGCCACUACUUACUUUUUGUCUUUACGAAUUCCAAAACACCGUUCCCCAAGACUUCAUUCUUCUCCAAUAUCAAUCUCGGAACUCUUCUAAAAAAAAAUUCACGAAACCAUCUCUGCGAACCAGGCAUGCGAAGUUCCAUAUCUCUGCGAACAAAAAACAGAAGCUAACUGAGGCAUUAACACCAUCCAUAGCAAAUUUAUGAAGUUAACAACCUGAUUCGAGAUGGCUAGGGUUAACAGGAAAUCAGUUACCAGGUAUCAACUAUAUCACAAGAUCUACAACGCCAGAUAGAUGAUUAAACAAUGCGAUAGAUUUUUUAUUAUCAAAAUAUGUUUAUUUUGUUGUUAUAUAUGUUAUUGUUCUGUAAAUAUCGAAAUGCAUGUAACUUAGAAUGUGUGAAUAAUGUAAUCUUAGUUUCAUUUUUUGCAUCUGCGGAAUCUGACAAUAUUAUAAACGUUCAUGUGGCUUUUGUAAAAUUUAUGUUAUCAAUUGUUAUCAAUAUGUCAUAUGUAUGUUAUCAGUAGUAAUAUAUAUGGGAAAAUAUAUUACUUAUGAGUAAUGUAACUUCUGUUAGCAGUUAUGUAACUUGUGUAUGUUAGUGUGUAACUCUUGUGCAUUAGUAUGACUGAAACCAAGUCCAGUGUACAAUGAUUAAAUACUUGUGAGUAAUGUAACUUCUAUUAGCAGUUAUGUAACUUGUGUAUGUUAGUGUGUAACUCUUGUGCCAUUAGUAUGACUGCAACCAAGUCUAGUGUACAGUGAUUAAAUACUUGUGAGUAAUGUAACUUCUGUUAGCAGUUAUGUAACUUGUGUAUGUUAGUGUGUGACUCUUGUGCAUUAGUAUGACUGAAACCAAGUCCAGUGUACAAUGAUUAAAUACUUGUGAGUAAUGUAACUUCUGUUAGCAGUUAUGUAACUUGUGUAUGUUAGUGUGUAACUCUUGUGCAUUAGUAUGACUGCAACCAAGUCCAGUGUACAAUGAUUAAAUUCUUGUGAGUAAUGUAACUUCUGUUAGCAGUUAUGUAACUUGUGUAUGUUAGUGUGUAACUCUUGUGCAUUAGUAUGACUGAAACCAAGUCCAGUGUACAAUGAUUAAAUACUUGUGAGUAAUGUAACUUCUGUUAGCAGUUAUGUAACUUGUGUAUGUUAGUGUGUAACUCUUGUGCAUUAGUAUGACUGAAACCAAGUCCAGUGUACAAUGAUUAAAUAUUUGUGAGUAAUGUAACAUCUGUUAGCAGUUAUGUAACUUGUGUAUGUUAGUGUGUAACUCUUGUGCAUUAGUAUGACUGAAACCAAGUCCAGUGUACAAUGAUUAAAUACGUGUGGGUAAUAUAACUUCUGUUAGAAGUUAUGUAACUUGUGUAUGUUAGUGUGUAACUCUUGUGCAUUAGUAUGACCGCAACCAAGUCCAGUGUACGAUGAUUAAAUACUUGUGAGUAAUGUAACUUCUGUUAGAAAUUAUGUAACUUGUUUAUAAUAGUAUUUAACUUAUGUAAACCGUGUUGAAUAACAUGUCACUCAACUAUAAUUCUUAAUAUUAUUUUGAAUGACACUAGGAAUACGAGAAGUGCUGAAGCUGCACAAAAUGAGAAUGCUCAAACAGAAAAUCAAGAACCAAUCCUAUUGCUGGAAUAUCAUAAACCAGAAACAACCAGAGCAGAAAUAACCAGAAAAAGAAGAAAAAACUCAAAAGAAGAAAAGAGAGGCACCUGAACAGUCAGAUGAAGAUGAAGAGGAAGAAAGAAGCAAAUGGUCAAGUUUAAUCAACCUCAGAACAAGAGUUGAACCAGCUCCUUUCCUAAAGUUGAUUAAACAGCUAGAUGAUAAUAAAAAUGAAGCAGUGAGAAGGAUUGGCUUUGGAGGUUUACUACAUCUAGGCUUUGAAAGAUUUUAUGGAGACUUUGUUCACUUUCUCUUGGAAAAUUUCAGACCUAUUUCAGGACAACUACAACUCACGAACGGUGAGUUGUUAAAUAUUGAAGAUGAAGAUGUUAAAGCUGUAUUUGGAUUGCCAAUGGGGGCUAUUGAUGUUCAAGAAGCCAAUGGCAAGAAUGAAACUGAAGAAUACAACAAUUUGGUGAAGCAGUGGAGAGAAGAAUGGGGAAUUGAUAAAGGAAGUCCUGAAACCACAAAGAUGAUUCAGAAAAUGGUUGAGGAUCAAGAGUGUGGAGAUCGUUUCAUCAGAAAUUUUGUUGUCUUUACAGUGUCUUGACUGAUCAGGGGCAACCAGAGUAUCAGGAGCAAUUUCAAAAUAUUGUUGUCUUUGGUGAAAGUUGAAGAUAUUAAGAAUCUGAACUGGUGCAAGUACACAAGAAGGUCACUGAUGGAUGCUGGUGAAGAAUGGCAGGCUCAUCCAUCAAGAAUGUUUACUGGACUGUUGGUAUUCCUAAUGAUUUGUUACUUUGACAGAGUACAAUUCAAAGGACAAGUGUUGCAAACAGUUUACCCAACUCUAAGAAUCUGGGACAAAGAGAAAAUUGAAAAACGAGUUAAAAGAUGAGAGAAAGUUAGGCUUUGGUUUGGGAAAGGUGAUGCCAAGAUUAAUGCCAGUUGAAGUAGAAGAAGAUAUUGAAGAGAGAGAAGAAGAAAAAGAUGAACAAACCGAAGAUGAUGAAAUGCUGACAAAGGAGGACUGUGUGAAGGAGAUUGUAGCAGUGGCACAGAAAUUCAUGAAGCUUUCAUUGAAUUCUCAAAGCUGCCAUCAACAAUCUCAAAAAAGUUCCCAAACUCUGAUAUCUUGAAGAAUAUUUACCUCACAACAGCAGACUACUUCAUUCGCCAAGCUAAUGGCAAAGAAAAGGAAGCUGAGAAAGAAAGAUUGGCAGAGAUGUGCACUCUUGAGGAAGAUGAUGAUUUCUUCAAUGAACUUGGGGUCAUGGAAGCCCUAGAAAAACUUGAACAAGCAGCAUUUCUGAAAUUCUCAAUGCCAUCAUUCGAUCAUGGAAUUGAGUUUAGCAUGUCUCAACCUCAAAAAGAUGCUGAGAUGGUUGUUGAGACUGAAAAAGAUGUGAAUGAAGAAGAAGUGUUGGUAGAGGCUGGUGGACAUGUAGCAGAGGAUGUUGCACAUGUAGCACAAGAAGCUGAAGAAGAUGAAGAAGAUAAUCAACCUUUGGCAAAGAGGCUGAAGGUAAAAACAACAACUGAGAAGCAAUGGAAUUUCAGAUCACCGUAUAUGAUGCGGAACAGAAGACUAUGCAAGGAGAUGAGCAAGGAAGAAAAGAUUGUCAUAGACUAUGGCUUCUCAAAGGAAGUUGGAAAGUAAGAAAUGAUUUUCUUAUUCAUGUGAAUAAAAUGUAACUACAAUAGUACAAAAAUGUAGCCUCACAUUAUAUUAGAAGUAAAUAGUAUUCACGAGAUUCGAAUUUGAUGUAUAAUAAUCAGUGUUAUUGUGUUAGUGAGUUGCUUUAUCAAGACGGUGAAGAAAUGUUCGUCUACCAUGAGGAGUUCCAGACCCUGGAAGAAGACAUGGUGGACAACUCAAUAAUAGAUAAUUGGGUUAAACUGCUGAAUGACAGAGAACCCAAGAACAAUCUUCCAAAACGUGCACUGAUUUGUUCUACCAUGGUCUAUGUAUGUAAAGUAAAAUAAUUUUUCUAGAAAUUUCAUAAAAUAAAAUAAGUUACAUCUUUUUACGUAAAGUUAUUGAGUAUUUAGCUUAGAAUCUUUGUUAUCAUUGUUUACAUUUGAUAGUAUAUUAAGUCGC